Messenger RNA from Aspergillus saccharolyticus JOP 1030-1, 1639 nucleotides. RefSeq names its product C2H2 type transcription factor BrlA (gene brlA). The transcript has a single exon. Gene Ontology annotation, molecular function: RNA polymerase II cis-regulatory region sequence-specific DNA binding; DNA-binding transcription factor activity, RNA polymerase II-specific. Gene Ontology annotation, biological process: regulation of transcription by RNA polymerase II. The record is from RefSeq and is a predicted model, not a curated record. Lineage: Eukaryota; Fungi; Ascomycota; Eurotiomycetes; Eurotiales; Aspergillaceae. The coding region runs from base 123 to 1397 and encodes 424 amino acids. Gene Ontology annotation, cellular component: nucleus.
AUCUCCUCGCAUCAGUUUGUGACUUGCAACAAGACUAAACAGUACGUCGGACAGGUGCUAAACUCGAAGCCCUUCCAGCCUCUUCAGCCCCGCCUCGCAAAGACCGUGAGGAGAUCGAAGAAAUGCGACCCCAGGGCACCAUGUCUGAUCGCCUGACUGUCGAAGUCGAUUGUACAUCCCUCGGCUCAAACGAGUGCCCUUCUAUGACUAGCUUUUCGCCACUGGAUUCGCCCAAGACCACUCCAACCAGUGUUUACAGCCACGGUUCGCUACAGUCCCCUGGCUGGCACGAGGGAGGGUCAUUCCCCAGUCAAGCGUACGAGCGACACACUGGAUCGACGCCCAUGCGUGCAUUUCGCCUGGCCAGCAUGACCUCAGGCGACGUGAUGAGUAUGCCUUAUGCCAAUAUGGAACCUCAGGAGCGGAUGCCGAUGACCGACUUCUUGUCCGGAUACGAUGAGAACGUCGAGCAAUUUUGGAUUCCCUCCGAAGCACCGAAGACGUACGAGCAUGGAGUACAGGGCUUGCCAUACCCGCCGCAGAUGCAUCACUACGCUACUAUGGCUCGCCCCAACUAUCGCCAGCACCAUGCACCUUAUCUACCAGAAUCCGCAACCAACCCCUGCCUAUCGAGGUCCAUCUUCCAUCAUCAGCAUGAGCGAAUUCCCACGUCCAUGUCGAUGGGUAAUAUGAUCCCUCCCUGGCUGGCUCCGCCUGCCGAGUCGAUUGCUCCACAGACCAUUGCGCCCUCUCAGGUUGCCCCCGUCACGCCCCCACCAUCAUACUCGGAAUUCCCAGCGUCGCUCGGCGGCUUCAAGACUCACACCCCGACUACUCCUGUGCGGUCAUGCUCGCUGGGCAGUGGUUCGGGCUCGGAUACCCCGGUCAGCAGACUCUCUGGUAGCAUGGAAUACAUGGACGACUUUAGCCAAUCCCCCGUUUAUCGAGACGGCCUUGUCCGCGUACAGCGCCAACCCUCACGCAAGACUGCCCGGAAGCAAGCCUCGAAGCAGAGCCUCAGCCUGGAGAACCUUCCGUCGAUUAUCAAACAGGUUCAGUUCAAGUGCAAAGAGCCAGGGUGCAAGGGCCGCUUUAAGCGCCAGGAGCACUUGAAGAGACAUAUGAAAAGCCAUUCUAAGGAGAAACCACAUGUGUGCUGGGUUCCCGGGUGUCAUCGUGCUUUCUCCCGCAGUGACAACCUCAACGCACAUUAUACCAAGACCCACAGCAAGCGAGGUGGCCGCAACCGCUAUGUCGCCACAUUGGAUGAAAAUAGUCCCGACUACAACCCAGAAUAUCGCGGUCAAUUAACCCCUGAUGGGCGACCGCUCUACGCCCAGAAGCACGACGACUCGAUGUCCAGUGCUCGUCAUAUGAGUGUCGAGUGGGACGAAUGAAUACGGGGCGGGAGAUGAGGACAGGCGGACCAAACCAUGAUACCCUUGGCGAACAGGUUGCCAUUUCUCCUUUUUGGUCUUAGAUGGGGAACAGACUCACAGGGGCCAGGCGGACCCGGUCGGCGCUUCACGGCGUUAUUUGUAAAACAUACCUGGUUAUAUACACCGGAUUAUUUCCUUUGUUGGUUUGAUGAUGUUGCAUAUUCUUCUCCUUUUUUAUUUCCUUCAGUCCCUUUCCUAUC